Messenger RNA from Phytophthora nicotianae INRA-310, 3057 nucleotides. RefSeq lists its product as hypothetical. The coding region runs from base 451 to 3018 and encodes 855 amino acids. Lineage: Eukaryota; Oomycota; Peronosporomycetes; Peronosporales; Peronosporaceae. Gene Ontology annotation, biological process: mitotic spindle organization; microtubule-based movement. The record is from RefSeq and is a predicted model, not a curated record. Gene Ontology annotation, molecular function: microtubule binding; ATP binding; microtubule motor activity. The transcript has 24 exons.
CAAGUACCACCAACACUGUGACCUAUGAAUAACGUGAUUGUGACCUACCGUGCAAAAUCUUGGUAGAGCGCGCUUGACAACUACGGUACAUGUACUUCGACAGUAUCCUCAUAAAAGAACUGGGGUCUCCGACGACAAAUAACUUACGCGAUCACAGUCGCCGUAAGUUCAACGAUCAAGUAGAUUCGUUUUCUUUGCGAAUGCAAAUUGCGUUAACACCACUUGGCCGAAUGCUUCGAGUCUUCGGCGACAACGUCCUGUCGGCAUGAUAAUAUCUUACUGCCCCAAAGAGUUAAAUGUAAAACGAAAGUCAUUGGCAGGAAUAAAUAAACCGCUCCAGUGCCCGUUCGUUCCUGUAAUACUCCACACACACCCUGGAGCUGCUUCUACUCUUCUCCCCUCUAACGAAACUCGAUCAGCUAAAACUCGAGAGGAUUGGCACCGUAUGCGAUGGACCACAAAGUUACGACAGACUAUACCCGGCUGCUCGGGAAUGCGAACGUCAAGGUAUAUGUUCGAGCGAGGCCAUGCGCUGACGGUCAAAAUGCCCCCGAAGACAUGUUCGAAAGGAAGAAGGAAACUCCGAACAAUAUUGUGAUCAAGGACACGGAACGAAUGCAAUAUGGAAAUCACGCUUUCAGCUUCGACAACAUUUAUUGGACGGAUACAACUCAAGAAACUUUGUUUGAAGCGACGAGCAAAUGUUUGGUAGACUACGCUUUGAAGGGCAUCAAUAGUUGCUGCUUCGCCUAUGGACAGACAGGAUCAGGCAAGACUUUCAGCAUUUUCGGAGAACAAGGAGGAGAAAAAGUCGGAUUACUUUCAAGGUCGAUUGAGUAUCUCUUCGACAUGAUAAAUCGUCAACAGAGCAAAGCCAAGGAAGUGACGCUGGUUGUCAGCUUUCUCGAAAUCUACUGCGAUCGUGUCCGCGAUCUUGCACGAGCUUAUCUCAAGAAAACUGGAAGGCCUGUAUCGUACCAGACGUCCAGCAGUACCGAAUGGUUUCUUCGUCAACAACAGCAACUGAUUCCCCGGACCGAGAGCGCGACAAGUUUCAGCUCAAACCCACCAAAAGUGGAAGAAGACUAUGAUUACGAAAAAGCAAAUUUUGAAAUUCACGAGGAUGCUCAAGGCCGGGUGUUUGUGAAAGAUUUAUCCAUGGUCACCGUAACCUCAAGGGAAGAGGUGGAUGCUAUCGUACAAUGCGGAUUGAAAUUGCGGUCUACACACGAAACAAAAAUGAAUGCUGUGUCGUCACGCUCGCACACGGUGUUCACCAUCCACGUUUUCCAGCAAGCACGGGAUUCUGAAGAGGUGAUUUACGGAAUGCUUAACAUGGUUGAUCUAGCCGGGUCUGAACGUUUAAAGAAAAGCGAGUCGGACGGCCAGCGAUUGAAGGAGGCACUACAUAUUAACUCGAGCUUAAGCGCUGUAGGCAAGGUUGUGAUGUCGCUGGAUCCAGAGAGCGGCUAUAACUACAUCCCUUAUCGAGACUCAAAGCUUACACGUCUGCUGCAGAAUAGUAUUGGAGGCAACUGUUUUACCACUCUCAUUGCAACUAUCCACCCGAUGAAAGAGCACUACGAAGAGUGUUUGGGGACUCUGCAAUUUGCUAACCGAUGUCGAUCCGUACAGAAUCAGCCUCGCGUCAACCACAUCAAUGGUACUAUUGCAGACAAAGAUCGGCGCAUUCGUAAGCUUCAAGAGGAAUUAAGCAUCGUGCGCCGGCAGCUCGAGGGUUUGCGAACUGAAUACAACAACAGAUUCGUUGCCACACUGAACGAACUCGGUUUCCAGGCCGAAGAGAUAUCGGAGAACGGCGAAAUUAAAUUUGCGGAUGGUAUGGUGCUGAAGUCUGUAUUCGCUGAUGAAACCAACGGACAAGGUGGUGCGGAUUCGGGCGCGAUUUUCAAGAGCAAGCACCACGGUACUACAGGUCAUGCCCAAAAUUUGCUAAAAGCAAAUGCGAUAGAAACUCGGAACGAUAGAGAUCGUUUACGCCAGAAAUAUGCCAAUGCAAAAAGUAAUUUUGCUGUGGUUGUGACUGAAGCCAAUAAGGAAAAGGAGAAUGCUCGACGAACAAUUAACGAACAGAAGCGAAGGAUUGCCACGUUAGAGAGUUGUUUACAGCAGAAAACGAGUGAGUAUGAUCGCGCUUUGGCAUCCGAGGCGGUGCGACAUCGAGAAGAAAUGCAGGCACUUCUUCGGCGAAACAACCAGACGAAUACCAGUUUUGACGCUAAGUCUCUCAGUUAUCAACAAUCCUUCAUCAACCCGCUAGGUGAGGAUUGCGAAAACUCAAGAGAUCGAGAGAAGCAGUUCGAGCAGAAACUACAACACCGAGUGGUUGCAUUGCAAAAAUCAAAAGAGAAUGAAAUCACUCUUAUCAGGCAGCAGUAUGAGCAAUCUCUGGCGAGUAAAACUGAAGAGCUUAACACCGCAAACAACAAACUGCAGCAACUACAGCAGGCAACUACGGAAAAUAUGGAUAAUAUCCGUGAGGACUGCGUGGAGCUUUACACAUAUGUCGGGCGGCUAGUAAGCGCUGUAGACACAAGCCAACGAACAUUUUCAUUACCGAAAAAUAUCCUAGCCGACCCAAUGAAGCUCCGACACAUGAAAGCUAUUAUGACGCCGGCAGCAGCACGACUUCCCAUACAAACCUCACGCUCUGUUGUGCCGGCGAUAAACCGAAUUAAAUUAUCUCGACCCGUAUCAGCGCCAGUGCGAAGAACAAAAACUACUUAUGCAGCAGCUCUACGGGAUCGGGUAAGCCAAUCAUUCGACGAUCCAUUCGACAAUGACCAAAUUGCAUACGAUGCACGACCCGAAAGAAAAACCGAUAAACUUCGACCUCCAUCUGGACAGAGAGCGGAUGAAGGUGACGACAGGACACAAAACUCGUCGGAAUGUCAGCGUUUGAUGAAAUUACUUGAAGAAGAGCGCAAGAAAAACCGUGCGUUGAAAGCUGCGAAUGCUGCACGUACUCGCCAGAAAAUAGAUGUCUCCGAUCGUUAAAUUAUAGUCUUAAGUUUUAAUCCAUUUAAAACUCUCCCG